CAGCCAGGUGCGGCACAAACCCAACUUGCCCAGCAUCGAGCAGACAUGGAACGGACUACUCGGAUGGACUCGCCGAGCCCCAACAUCUCCCGGCUGCUGCGAGAGCGAGAGCUUGGUGGGCAGCGCCCCGGUACCCAUCUGCAUCGGGAGCGCAAGGCCUAUCUGUCGAUCGUGCCGAACCACACCCUGCACAACAUCGUCUAUCCCCAGGGCCACUUUCGGAAAUUCACACCCGACGGACAGCAUCUCGUUUUCUAUACCCGGUGCUCUGUACAGGUAUACAAAUACCUCGGCCCGAGCGUCAACAGCCUCACCGUCGAUGCCCGCAACGUCUUCGACACCCUCUUUUCGCUCGAAUACGAAGUGCAUCUCACCAACGGGCCCGAGUCGAUCUGCAAGGAGUUCUGUCUGUUCUCUGCAGAUCACAAAUACAUGAUUGUCGCCUCAACGGUGUCGAGCAAUACCAUCCACGACCGCCAGCGGCGAUUCCCAAACUCCAUGCGCGGAAUGCAAGCCCUUGACAAUGUCACCUUCUGGAUCAUCUGCAUCAAAACAGGCGAGAUUACCGAUCGCCGUAUCUAUAAGGAUGACCACAUCUAUCUGCAGAACCAUUCGGGUGUACAUCUCAACGGGAAUCUCUUGGGCAUUGUAUCGGUCCCACAUCAGUCCAUUUAUAUCGUGCACAUAACGCCAUCGGGCAAGUUCAUCGAUGUCCGGACGAUUGGCUGGCUGAACUCCGAGGACGACGAGCUGCAUCUCCAAAAACACUGGGAUGCCGAGGAAAAAUUCCAGCGCAAGCAGUACGAGAGCGAGAGCGCACAUAGCCUGGACUACCUGCUGGAUUCGGGUGGCUCCUCGCCCGUGACGCAGCCGCCUCCGGUCCAGUUCUCGCGGGGAGGACGCUAUCACGGCGAUGCAUUUGACCCCAACCUGCAUCAAGUCCCUGUAUCGUCGGCUUCAGAUCCGUCUCGCUUCAAUAUCCUCAGUCGCAUUUGGAGCCAGACUUUUGCAGCCAUGGAUCCGCAGAUCUCGGACGGCGAGUCGAGCCAUAUGCCUUUGAGCGGAAUCAAGCACCGACUGAUGGCGUAUUUGUUCCGGCGGGCCGUGUCCUCCAAGAGCCCUCGCAUAAUGCGCCACUACUACAUGUCCUUCCAGCACUUUGCAUCUCUCGCCAUGUGGAGGAUGCAGUUCCUCGAUGACAGACACAUUUUGAUCAAGUUUGGAAGCCUGGAGCACGUCACCGGUCGGAGUUCAGACUCGGCGUCAUUCCAUACCUCUUUUUUUGCCAUCUACUCCCUCGAGACGACCCAUAUCAUCGGCGUGUAUGAAAGCAACUCGGAGGAGCUGCUCUCGAUGUAUGAGAAAUGGAACUGCCUUCAAUCGUCAUCGUCGGCGCUGCCGCUGCGGACCACUCCCCACUCGUUCAUAACCAACCCCUCCAACAACGAGUACGCACGCGAUGCGCUGCGGAAGCAAAUCCACUCGAUCCGCAAGGCGCGCAACGGCGGAAUGAUCCAAGCAAAUCGACGGGUCCUCCAGGCGCUUCCUGUUACUGCACAGUGCACUACGCCGAGUCCGUACUUUGACCACUCCAUUUUCAGCUACGAUGAGAAGGCCAUCACCAACACCGAAAAGAUACGCCAGUGUGUGGACAUUCCAAUCAAGUUUUACGAUCGGGAAACGGGGUCGCUCAAGUACAAGUUUGAUCUCGACAUCCAAUCCAAUCCGCAUGGAUAUGCUCCUCCGCCGCGCAACUCAAAACGAUAUGUAUCCUAUGUGUUCCAUCCUACAGAUCCGCUGUUUUUCGCUAUCGUUCAGUGCGCCGGACAGCCACCGGUUGUUAGUGUGCAUCUGCGUGCCUGAGCGCAGGGCAAGCCAGCUGUCGCUGUACUUGCCGAGCUUCCUGGCCGCCGAAUCGAGCCACAUCGGGCAGCGUCCUGCUCAAGUCAAUGGCUGCCUGCAAAAUCACGUCUCCACUGCACACAUCACGUCCCUCACCUGCACCGCAUCCCCAAAUCGCGUCGAAACAGCCACGGCGACAAAAAACAAAACUGACA
Molecule: messenger RNA, 2057 nt
Organism: Polychytrium aggregatum
Lineage: Eukaryota; Fungi; Chytridiomycota; Chytridiomycetes; Polychytriales
Product: De-etiolated protein 1 Det1-domain-containing protein
Exons: 11
Coding region: 46-1863 (605 amino acids)
Biological process (GO): positive regulation of proteasomal ubiquitin-dependent protein catabolic process; protein ubiquitination
Cellular component (GO): nucleus; cullin-RING ubiquitin ligase complex
Molecular function (GO): ubiquitin-like ligase-substrate adaptor activity; ubiquitin protein ligase binding
Source: RefSeq, a predicted model, not a curated record